GGUUAUAUUUUGACAGCAAAACACUGACAUUUUUGUGUUACGAAACUAAUCUCUGGUAUAUAGUUAUUUUAACAACGUUUUGCGUUUAAGUGUUCGCAUUUAUUUUGUAAUCCUACUUGUGAGAAUUAAUUGACAGUGUUUGGAAAGAGGUCAGUCUUCUGCUUCUAUCAAAAGAUGAAGGUUCCUAGUGAUGAAACUGAGGUGGUAGAGGAGGGCAGCAGUUCGUCAACACCAGUGGGCAACUCCAACAGCGAGGAAAUACCCCCUUAUCUGCGUGAAGAACCUCCUGAAGAAGGAGAGAAGGACCACCCUAAAACCGAGGCUGGUGUUAUAUGGAGGGUGACAGGCAGUCUUUUCAACAUGACCAGAGGGGCGGUGGGAGCGACGUGGGGAGGCGUGUCCUGGGUGGGGUGUAAAAGCUAUGACAUCACCAAGACCGUGGUGACCAGCGUGCCAGCCGCCGGCGUCGGAUUGGUCAAGGGCGGCGUUUCCGCGGUGACAGGAGGUGUGGGGGCCGUAGGGUCUGCUGUGGCCAGUAAAGUUACACAGAAGAAAAAGGACAAAUCUGAUUAGGUGCAGACCCACCAGCAAACCCCGUGCUUCAGUAUCAUGUAGAAAUGUCCUGAUCUGUCUGCUGUGAGUCUGGUUUACAGAAACGUAGUUAACUCUGAUUUUUACGCAAAUUGUGAAUUGACAGUUGGUGGGGAAACUUGCGCAGAGAUCCGAGUACAUUCUUAUUAAAGAUGGGAAGUUUAUUUGUUGUGUGGGAAAGAAUAGGAAAGUGGAACUUACUGCUUAGCUACUUUUGGGAGGAAUCUCCUGGCUCUUUGAUUAAUCCUGGUGUAGGAAAGGAGUAAGCUAAUGAUAGGAGGACCGAGCACACACAUUUCUCAAAUUCCUGAGGUUAAUUAAACCCGUCCAGUCUUCGCUCGGAAAGGUGCGCUUAGAUCAACUAAGUCCUGAAACAAAGUGAAAGGUAGUUUACACAAGUUAAUUUGAUCAGUUUGACAUUAGUGGUUGGGGAAUACACACAUACCAGUGUGUGCAUGUGAAUAUGUGUCAUAGCCAUGUAAAUAGUAGGUAUGUGAGUCCUAUUGAAAACAGUGGAAACCGUAGGGGGACUUAGAGGUGUUGCAGUUAGUCAGAUCAGGAACUCCUUUUAUACUUGGAUUUGUAUUGCACUGCCAGUGAGGGGAGCUGCCUUUCUUUUUUCUCCUUUCCUUUUGCUUCCUUAGUUGCCCGUGUGGUUAAUAAAGCAUGUUAUUGCGCAGAAAAACGGACAGGAGUCCUGAAAUUUAGCAUUCGUUACACACUACAUCGAAAGAGAUCCUGAGCUGUUGAGAGAAAUGAAGUAUGAUUUCACCACCAAUAAAUCACACUGUAUGUAGGGUUAAAGGGUCAGAGUUCAUGGGUGCGUCUUGACAUGGGCUCUUGUCUAAAGCGAGGCACUAUAUAGGUAACAGUGUGCUGUUAGGACCAUCCUUUUUAUUCACUUGUUGGGACUGCUUAAAUGUAUAUUGAUGUGCCUACCUGUACAUAAUGUACAUUAUAUUAAUAAGUACUGAUUGAUAUUUGACACAUUCCUGGAGUAGAUGGGACUGUCAAAAAACAACCUGCUCUUUCCUUCCAUGAAUCUAGUUUCUCUAGUAGCCACGGUUGCUAUUUGACAUGACUGUUAAAUGACAACGAGUUGACAUGGUUGCACAAGCAGAUCAGAUCCGAGAUUGUUUGAGUACAUUAUUGUGCAUGGUUCUGAAUUACAGUCUGUUUUGAAGUGACGCUAAAUCUACAUAAGCAAUCUCUUGUUUGUUUUCCCUAUCUUUUUUUCUUGUAAUUUAACAUUCACUCUCAGUUUGUUUUUGUUUGAAAUAUUCCUCACAUUAUGCAUUGCAUGUUUCAGGUAGGUUUUGCUCUAUUUGACCCCAAAAUAAUCAACUGUGACAACAAAUAGAAAAACAACCUCUUAUAUUUAUUUAUUUCCCCUUCAUGGACUGCACCAAACUGGAUUAAUGGAAGAAAUUAUUUUAGACACCAUAAAAUACAUCUCAGUAUUACAUUUAUUGUCCAACAAGUGUUUAAAGGCCUUGAAUGUUUAAUUCUAAGAUUUGAUUAUUCAGAUAUUUAUUACAAAUCUCCAAACUUCUUUUUGUAUUGAGCUAGGGCAUGUUUCUCAAGAUCCAGAAAAUAAUAAGACUAUUUUAAAGCAAUCCCUUAGGUCUUGCAGAGCAAAUUCAAUAGUUCAAAUAUAUUUGACAGAAUAGUGAUAACAAUCUUAUUCCUAUUAUUGACCAAAAAAUCUUUAGUGGGUUUAACCAUGAGUGAUGAAGUUGACAAUCCUCUGACACUCAACAGACAUCAUUCAUAUUUCAUUUUUAUGCUUUUUUCCAUUAUCUCAAUGUACUGUUUUCUUUUGCACUCAUGCUAGUUAAUAAAUGUCUUGGAGUCUCUGUUACUGAGUUGCAACCCGAUUUACACCUUAUUUACUAUUUCGUGUGCCACUUGUGACAAGGGCUCUGGUCGAGUGUAGCAUACUAAAUUGGCAAUAAUGUGCAAGUUGGGACACAUCCCUGGACUUCUGAGACCGAGUAGAUUUUUGUCUAUGAUAGAACUAUUUUUGCAAAAACUGAUGCUGUAUUCUAUAAAUAAAGCUACUCUGUAUUUUAA
Esox lucius (northern pike) is the source of this 2664-nucleotide messenger RNA. Its product is annotated as transmembrane protein 263. The transcript has 3 exons. Lineage: Eukaryota; Metazoa; Chordata; Actinopteri; Esociformes; Esocidae. The coding region runs from base 175 to 573 and encodes 132 amino acids. The record is from RefSeq and is a predicted model, not a curated record.